This is a messenger RNA of Anolis carolinensis (green anole), 6178 nucleotides long. RefSeq names its product outer dynein arm docking complex subunit 2 (gene odad2). Gene Ontology annotation, molecular function: protein binding. The transcript is spliced from 20 exons. NCBI's taxonomy places the organism in Eukaryota, Metazoa, Chordata, Lepidosauria, Squamata, Anolidae. Bases 175 to 3219 code for a protein of 1014 amino acids. The record is from RefSeq and is a predicted model, not a curated record.
UGACAGUUAAGGUCUCCAUGGCAACCACCCCGCGCCUGCGCCCACAACAUUGCUGGACCGCAAUAAGGGCCUUACCCGAGUCCUCUCCCUUUCUGCCCAGAACCAAACAGGCUGAGAGGGCUCAGCUGAACUCUUAGCCCGCCUAAGAUUACAACCCUCGGAUGAAGCCUUACCAUGGGAGUAGCACUGACAAGAGCAGCUCAGUGGACUGCUGCUGGUUCUGGAACUGGCAGACUUGAAAUCACACCACUGAAUGAAUCUCUUUUGAAUGAAAUCAUAAAGUUUACAGAAAGCUUUAGCAGCAAACAUCCCCAAGAAGCUGCCUUUGUCUUUAAGGAGCCACUUCAAUGGCAGACAAAGCUAGAGCUGUCAGUAUUUGAGUCUGGCUAUGAAGUCAGUGAAAAAAUGGUUCAGUCUCAAGAAAGAGACAAAGAUGGGCAGCCACUGCUCUUGGUUAAAGGAUCAACUAUCAGCGUUCGCACAUUUGGGCAGCUCUCUCGUUUGCUGCGUGUGGCCGCAGAGAAGAAGCUGAAAGAAGCACAGGCCUGCCUUGAAGCCAAUAGAGAUCCCAUUGUGAAUAUUCUUGGCCCUGGGUAUGGGACGAUUGAAGGAGAGGACCUGUCCAUGCUUCGUUUAUUAGACAAAGUGAAAAAAGAUGAGGCAUCUGAUAAUGAAAUGAAAAUGAAGAUUUCCCUACUCCUUCAGCAACUGGAUAUGCAGCUGCUCAACAGCUCUUUAAAACAGAUUUCUCAGGAAGUGAGGUUAACCCCAGCUGCUGUGAAAAAUGAAAUAGAGCUGCUUAAACGUUUCUCUGGCGCAAAAGAAGAUGCUGUUCUUGAAUCACUGGAAUAUACAUCAGACUAUGAAUUUGCCAAUGGAUGCCGUGCCCCACCUUGGAGACAGGUCCAUGGGGAAAUUUGCUAUUUGACCAUUAAACCAUGGGACACAGAUCGUAUGUAUGUCACUUGCAGCACAGCUGGAGUAUUUUUAAAUGGAGGACGGGAAAAAGAGAGGGAUGAAAUAAAUUAUGAGAGACAGAGUGACAUAUAUAAAGACCUUGUCUCAUUUUUAAGAGAAAGAUCAGCACUGUUUGUAGAGAAUAUGGAUAAACAGAAAUAUACUUUUUUUGAUGAACCAAAGCAUGAAAAAUAUUAUCGACAUAUGGAAGCAGUUGAAGCAGAAGAGUAUGGCCAAACCCAAAAGUUAUACGACUAUGGAGAAAAGAAUGUGACAGAGAAGCCUAAGAGCGCUAUUCCAAAAACCAAGUCUAUGGAAAGCAAGAAAUUAGAACCAUCUCUUAAGUGGAAAACUACGCCUGGAUCUCGAGAAGAGAAGGCAGCAAAGAAGGAAAGGGAAGAAAAGGAAAGCAAACCUGCCUCUCCUGAUGGCAAGAGAAAAUCUACUGUGACACCCAGUGGCUCAGCUAAGGGGAAAUCUCCAUUAAAGCCUGAAGAUGAAGUUGAAAGUUCUUCAGAGAGUGAAGAAGAUGAAGAACAACCUGAUCGCCAUCAGGAAAUCAAUACAGAUUUGCCUUCAGAAUACUGGCAAAUUCAAAAGUUAGUGAAAUAUAUAAAGGCAGGUAACCAGACAGUUACAGCAAUUGCACUGUGUUCAAUGAGAGAUUUCAACUUGUCUCAAGAAACAUGUCAGUUGGCGAUUAGAGAUGUCGGGGGGCUUGAAGUCCUGAUUAAUUUGCUUGACACUGAAGAAAUAAAAUGUAAGAUUGGUUCAUUAAAAAUCCUGAAGGAAAUUAGCCAGAAUUCUCAGAUCAGACGUACAAUUGCUGACCUUGGAGGAUUGCAGAUCAUGGUGAAGAUACUUGAUUCUGUAGAUCAGGAUUUGAAAUGUUUGGCUGCCGAAACAAUAGCUAAUGUGGCCAAAUUAAGAAGAGCACGAAGAAUAGUCCGAGAACAUGGUGGGAUUAAAAAGCUUGUUGGGCUGUUGGACUGUUCAGCAAUAGGAUCAGCGAGUCCCACUCAGGGAAAGGAAAUUGAAGUAGCACGCUGUGGGGCUUUGGCACUCUGGAGCUGCAGCAAAAGUGCCAAGAAUAAAGAAGCAAUACGUAAGGCUGGAGGCAUCCCCCUUCUGGCUCAGCUGCUCAAAUCCCCCCAUUCAAAUAUGUUAAUACCUGUAGUAGGAACUUUGCAAGAGUGUGCAUCUGAGCCCAAAUACAGAGCUGCGAUCAAGCAGGAGAGGAUGAUUGAGAACCUGGUAAAAAAUCUGAACAGUGACAAAGAAGAACUUCAAAUGCAUUGUGCCAGUGCGAUCUUCAAGUGUGCUGAAGAUCAGGAAACACGCGAUCUUGUUAGGCAGCACGGGGGCCUAAAAUCUCUUGCUGCUUUACUUGCUAAAUCUGACAAUAAAGAACUUCUGGCAGCAGUGACAGGAGCAAUCUGGAAAUGCGCAAUCAGCAAAGAAAAUGUGACCAAAUUCCGGGAGUACAAAGCUAUAGAAACUUUGGUUGGGCUGCUGACAGAUCAACCGGAGGAAGUCCUUGUGAAUGUUGUUGGAGCUCUUGGUGAAUGUUGCCAAGAACAAGCUAAUCGGAGCAUCAUACGGAGAUGUGGUGGAAUCCCAUCCCUUGUUGCUUUACUCACAGGAACCAACCAGGCUCUUCUUGUUAAUGUUAAUAAAGCGGUGGGAUCGUGUGCAACAGAACCUGAAAAUAUGGUGAUAAUUGAUCGCUUGGAUGGUGUUCGUUUGUUAUGGUCUUUAUUGAAAAACCCUCAUCCAGAUGUGCAGGCAAGUGCAGCUUGGGCUAUCUGUCCUUGUAUCGAAAAUGCAAAGGAUGCUGGUGAAAUGGUUCGUUCAUUUGUAGGUGGCUUAGAACUGAUUGUGAAUUUAUUAAAAUCAGACAAUAAAGAAGUCCUGGCUAGUGUGUGUGCUGCUAUUACCAACAUAGCAAAAGAUGAAGAGAAUCUAGCAGUUAUAACAGACCAUGGUGUUGUCCCUUUGUUGUCCAAACUAGCAAAUACAAACAAUGACAAAUUGAGACGUCAUCUAGCUGAUGCCAUUUCUGGUUGUUGUAUGUGGGGAAGCAAUAGAGUUGCCUUUGGCAACACCAAAGCCGUUGCUCCUUUGGUUCGUUACUUGAAGUCAAGUGACCCAGACGUUCAUCGAGCUACUGCUCAAGCCCUCUAUCAACUGUCAGAAGAUGUGAACAACUGCAUUACUAUGCACGAAAAUGGAGUGGUAAAGAUAUUGGGCUUAGCACACUGAGGAAAGUUGCCAGGUAAUUACUUUUGGCAAGAAGCUGAGUAAAAAUAGUUUCCUUGCAAAAGAAACUAUUCACAGAAGCCGAACAUAAGAAAUAACAAUAAAAUGGCAUUUCAGACUUCUUGACUAGUCUUUUUGGCAUUAACUGAAAAUACGAUACAUUUCUGCCUGAAAACAGUAAGUUUAUUUUUACCAGUUAGGUAGUUUUUUAUGUGUUGAAUGAGAACACUCUGUGGUCUCAAUGUUAAUUGUACACAUAUAGUAAAAAUUUGCAUACUUUUUCUCCAAAAGUAUGCAAAUAGCAGGAUCAUAACCAUUUUGGGAAGUAACUUCCCAAAAAGUCUAAGUUUGGUCAUUUUGAUGAUUCCAGAGUGAAGCUUAGUAAAAAAAAAAAUCUUAGCAGGUUUGGGGGGCUUUGUAUGCAUUUAGAUGCAAAGAGCAGCUGUUAGACACAUUUACUUUUAUGAAAGCAAACUGAAAGAGGAGGAAGAUCUUACAUUUACAAGAAAGGUCUUCAUUCAUGUCUUUGUGGAUGCAGAGGAAAGGAAUGCAUUUCAUUCUUUCCUUCGUCUUUGUUGGCUGGUUGCUUGGCAGGCUCCAAGCAAGUGGUGAAGGUUAUAUAUCUAUUUGUGGUCUUUGAGUCAUGGAGCACCUUUAAAAAAUCUUCAGUCUUGUAAUAAUUCUGAGGUCCAGCAGCUGGUGGGACAAUUUAGGACUGGAUAGGGUUCUGAGAAUGAAAAAUGCAAAGCUUCUGUUCAGAUCUACUCUACAGGUGGGCAUACAUUUCAAAUGACAUUUUUGACCCUUGGAGUCCUGCAGAAGCGUUCACAAUUUAUGUGUUUGACAUUUCUUUCAAUCCAGAUCUCAUGCUUGAGUUUGAAUUAAAGCCCAUUGUUGUUAUUUUUACCUUUAGUAUAUAGACAGAAAUAUUUCUUUAGCAAGUUGUAGAUGCUUAUUGCAUGUUUUUGAAUUGUCAGAAUACAUUGAAUGCUCUCCCAUAGCUGAUUGUAACUUACUUGAUUAUAUAGGAAAGGAAUAGUAUUUCAUAUAUUUGUCAAUAUGUAUUAUUUUAAACAGCAACAGUAACCAUAUUUUUUUCCUGGAAGAAAUUUAAGCUUUUUGUAGCUGUAGAUCUGAUUUUAUGUUUUAAAUUUAUAUAUUGUAAUUUAUAUUGUAUUUUAAUAGUUUUAAUUGUUUUUAUGUAUUGUUUGACACUGAUUUUGUAUGGGCAUUGAAUUGUUGCCAUUGCUGUAAGCCCGCCCUGAGUCCCUUCGGGUGAGAAGGAUGGGAUAUAAAUGUGAGAAAUAAAUAAAUAAAUACAUUUUUGGGAAUUGCACUAUACUCACUGGGACCAUGGAUGGCUGGUUGGGAGGGACACCUCUCUGCAUUUCACCACUCCAUGCAUCCAAGAACAAACAAAAUGACAUUCUGGAGAACUAUAUUAUCAUAGGAUCUGAAUUGGUGAUGUGGCAAACAAAAUUCACAUGUCGCUCAUAUAUAUAUUGUUCUUUCUAUUUUUGUUAACUAAAGUAUCUAUUGAACCAUAUUAACCUCAGUGAACAAUAGUAGUAAUCUGGAUGCAUUAUGUGUAGGCAGCAUAUGUACUAGAACUUCUAUUCUUGCUUUAAAUCUAUUGACAAAGGGCCUUUGUGCAGUUACUGAGUAUUUCAGAUCUGUACUCUACACAUUUAUAUCAUCUUUAGAUAGGUUUCUAAAAUAUGGGCUGGAAAAGCAUUCAGAGUAAUAAAAUGCUAGUCAAAAGUUGGAACUUGGAAGAGGAGAACUCUGUAGAUUUGCCAUACUUUCUCCUUCUCUACAUUCAUCUGUGUGUAUGUGUGCACAUGCAUGUGCCAAGCAAGAAAUUCAUGCUCAUAAAAUUAUUUGAAGUAGUUGAAACAAAUAUGAAAAGGGGAGUUUUGGGCAGAAAAAAAGAUGAGCGAAGGAAGAGAUGAUGAUCAUUGGAGAACGUGUGUCCCAAGGGUAAGGUUCAAGCAAGUUAGACAGUAUCGAGAAAAGCAACAGGUCUGGCAAAAUUCAGCCUCCCUAAUUCCUAUUACAUAUGGUAAACUCCUCUUUUAAUCUUAGUAAAAUGAGUUUCCAGUGAACUGAAACAAGUCUGUGUGUGUGUGUGUGUGUGUGUCACAUCACAAAGAACUUUGUCCUGUCAGGCCAAGUGCCUCCUCUAUAUGUUAAUCUUCUCUCAAAAAUACAAAGGUUAAAAAUAAAAAAAUUAAAAGUAUUUCAGAUGAAAGUAUGCUAAAAGACUUUUGGCUUCAUAUUUUCCAGAUUAUCAGUGCUGCCUGUUGCUUUUCAGGGGAUGAAUUUUAUAUCCCUUUAGAUUCUCUGUACUCUGAAUGUUUCUGGCAAUUGGAGCUUUUCUAAAGAUUGUGCCAAAACUAUUACAGCCAUGUGUAGACUUCAAGAUUCUGGUGUUUAAUGAUGUAGACUAAUGGUUCUUAAACUGACCUUUUGCUGAACGCUUGCUCCUGGUAGCACUUUCCUUCUCUCUGUGAUGGAUCUCCAGCCUAUAGACAUUUUCCUUCCCCAUUCAGGCCAAUGCUUUUAUUGGUCUAUUGAUUGAUUGAUUGAUUGAUUCUAUUUAUGCCCCAUUCUAUUUUGUAAGAGCUCAGAGUAGCUAAGAUCUCUGAACGAUGGUGAGUCUUGAUGUCAUCACUCCUUCUCUGAGGUCACACAAUUCAGAUAUGGAGAAGUUGGAUGUCCAGGAAUGUGCAUCUCAUGGUGAUAGUGGUCUCGCUAAGUCCAGGAAGCUGGAGGCUGGGGCAGUGGGGGGCCCUGCUCCCCAGCAGUAGGUGGCAGACACUGAAUGUGCUGAAGACAUCCUUUUUUGAACAAUGAAAAAAUAGAGAUUGUGUUAAUCACAUAGCUGUUAAACAGGAGAUUCUGAUUCAGUAGGCACCUGGUGUUUUGGAGGCAGCUGUCCAUAAAUCUCACAGCAGCUCCC